This is a messenger RNA of Cyphomyrmex costatus, 2004 nucleotides long. RefSeq lists its product as uncharacterized. The transcript is spliced from 8 exons. Gene Ontology annotation, cellular component: transcription elongation factor complex. The record is from RefSeq and is a predicted model, not a curated record. Gene Ontology annotation, biological process: snRNA transcription by RNA polymerase II; snRNA transcription by RNA polymerase III; positive regulation of transcription by RNA polymerase III. The coding region runs from base 1 to 2004 and encodes 667 amino acids. NCBI's taxonomy places the organism in Eukaryota, Metazoa, Arthropoda, Insecta, Hymenoptera, Formicidae.
AUGGAGAGAUUUCGAAACCUCGACUGGCAUCCUGCAUUGGACGAUUUGAUAGACAAUGUAUUUAUUAGGGAUGAGAGAAUGGAGCGUGAGAGCGCAAUGUAUAAAAUUUUGGCUGGUAACUUCACAGAUCCACUUGAAGGUAUUAAUGACGAAUAUGCUGAUAUUGAUAUAGAAAUGAUUAAAAAAUAUCUCUGUGAGGAUGGCGAGGAUUUGACCAAUUUGGAAGAUGAUAAACAGCUAAAAAUUAAUCAGCAAGAAACAAAGAUUGAUGAUAACUCUUGUAUGCAAGAACAAGAGAGAUCUUAUGUACCUGGCAUAAGAAAAUUAUCGCUUUGCUUUCCUAGAAAGUCUUGUUUAGACAGGGCUCAGCACGCUAUGUGCCUUCGUGUUUUAUUAAAAUUGUCUGACAAUGAAAAAAAGAGCAUGUCCGAUGAAGAGAGAAAAGAGUUUGAACAAUACAUGGCAUUGCAAGAGAUAAUAUCUAAAGAACAGAAGGAAUUUCUAGAUUUUGUAAAGAGUAAAUGGAAUGAUGCUUUUGCGUGGAAUAUUAAAUGUAAUAAAUUUGUAGUAUCAAAAUGGAACAUAAAAAUGCAGAGAUUUAAAAAGUUACCAAGAUAUUAUAUUGAAUCUAUAAAUAUACCACUUUCUGUACAAAGGACUAAUUUAAAAAAUGAAGAUAUUAAAGUAACAAUUUUGUCUUGUUUACAACAGGGAUCAUUUUCAAAGGUGGUAUUGCCGAAACUCGAUCAUCAACAUAUGUUAUUCAUAAAUUCUGAAUCAUUGCUAGCACAAUAUCCUCCAUGCGUCGAACCUGACAAAGUGAUGCAACAUUUCAGAUUACCCGUGAGCGAGGAUACAUAUUGCGAAAGUCUUGCAAUUGAAGCUGGAGCAGAUAUUGUUAUCUCAUCUAGUGGCCUCAAGUGUCUACUAAGCAACAUAGAUUCGGAUCAUUCAGAUUCAUGGCUUGUACCAGUGGUUGUAAAAUCGCAUUGUGGAAAGAAUAUUGUUUACAUCGAUAAAAGAUUACCACCUACUAUUGCCACUAUACCACAAAAAAAUACUUGGGUAUAUAAGUAUAUCCUUAGACACUUUUUUGUUACAAGUAAAUCAGAAAAGAUAAAAUAUACGAAAGAAGACAAACUCGAGAAGGCUGCAAAUUCAGACUCAAAUAGUAACGAUAAUGAUUUAUUUGAUUACUAUCUUAAAAUCUUUGAAGAAGAUUUAUGUGGAUCAAAUAAAUCGAAAAAAUCAGAUAAUCUAGCAAGUGACAAAACUGAUAAAAUAAAUAAGAAAACAAAUGUAUCAUAUAAUCUUUUCGAAAUAGGACAAACGGAUCUUCCAGAACAUGAACGAAUAAAACACGAAGUGAAGGUCUAUCAAAUAUUGGUUCGUACAAAAACAGAUGGCAUUGAGAUGUUAUCAAACAACAAAUGUCAGCCUUUAAUAUUAGCACCAAAGAUGGAGCAUCAAUUAGAAUUAGGAGCUGAAGCUGUAACAUUAGAAGAAAGCUUGCAUCAAUGGGCAUCAUUAAAAUUUAGACCAAACACAUCAUUAGCUAGGGUCAGGAUAGAAACUAAUACUUCAGAAAUAAUACAAAUAGAAAGACAUACAACAACAUCAUUGAGCAAUGAGAUAAAACGACUUUAUGACAUUAAAGUAGAAGAUUCUCUAAAUAUUUUGUACAAUAUAAUCAAAGGAUUAUCUUCCUUGACUCCUGGCCGCUAUAUUAUGCGGCAUGUACCACAAAAUGGACCGUUUGCUUAUGUUUAUGAACAUACAAUCGAACCUAGGAAAAAUGUUUUUGAUUUACAUACGGUUUGUCAGACCGAGUUUCAAACAAUACCUAACACACCAUGGCCACCUAUAGACCAUAUGAUGCCAACACCAGCGCUUAGAUGUUUUCAAAGAAUGCCUGCGAUGUUUUAUCCAAUUAUGCAUCAAAAAUUCAAACCUAUUAGGUCUAGAGGACGUCCAAGAAAAAAUGCUAUUAAUAGUCAAGGUUAA